Racocetra persica is the source of this 1737-nucleotide messenger RNA. NCBI's taxonomy places the organism in Eukaryota, Fungi, Glomeromycota, Glomeromycetes, Diversisporales, Gigasporaceae. The record is from the annotation of a GenBank genome assembly.
AUGUCUGCAGAAGAGAGCACUGAAGACUUUGAAGAGUGUGAAACCAAUACUAGAACCACUUUUAGUUUGGCAGAAGAGAGCACCGAAGACUUUGAAGAGUGUGAAGACAAUACUAGAACCACUUUUAGUUUGGGUUUGGAAAGUAAUAAUUGUGUGGAUUUAAGUUUAGAAGUAAGUGAAAAUAUUCGUGAAUCUUUAGGUUUAGAAUUAGGGAUAGUAAAAGAUAAUAGUUGUAUGGGUUCGAAAGUAAGUGAAGUUAAUACUGGAUCUAUUUUUGGUCUAGAAUUAGAUAGUAUAGAUCCGGAAGUAAGUGAGGAUAAUUUUGAGCCUAUCUUGAGGCUUGAAUUAGAGUUGGCAAAAGAUAAAGGUGGUUUAGAUUUGGAAGUAAGAGAAAAUAGUAAAGAUUUAGUAAAAAAUAAUAGUAGUGUAAAUUCGGAUUUGGAACUAGCGGAAAGUAGAUCUAAUAUAGCAUCAGAUUUUGGGUCAGGUUCUGUAUAUUCAUUAAGUUUUGAAAAAGAUCUCUCAAAUGCUAUACAAAAAAUAAAACAUGAAAAAAAUAUUGCCAGCUCAGAUGCUUCUCAAUUGUUAAAUGAUAGAUUAUGUGGUAUAUUUUGGAUGACAGGAGACCAAAUUAUGUUGUGGACCCAUUACUUAGAUAUCAUUUUACAUGAUAAUACCUCAAGAACUAAUAAAUAUAACUAUCCUUUAUCAUUGUUUAUACUUGUUGAUAAUGAUAGAAAAUCAUGGUUAGGGGCACAAGUCUUUAUAAAUGAUAAGAUACAAAAAAGUUAUGAGUGGAUAUUACAACAGACAUUAAAUGCAACUGGUCUUGAACCACAACUUAAAAAUAAACUUGGUUCUGCUGAUUACAAAGCAUUUAUUAAUGACUUUUGGAAAAUGUGCAAUGUAUUAUAUGUUAAUAUUUUUGAACAAAGGUUUCAAACUUUAUUGGAUAUAUAUCCUAAUGCUAAUAAGUAUUUGCAUGAUCUGAUUUAUACAACAUGCUAUUCUUGGGCAUAUGCUUUUACAAGCCGAAUAUUUAUAGUUGCUAAUGUAGUAGAAGCGUUAGAUUCUCAAAUACAACAAAAAGCUAUGAAUAAGAGUUUUAUAGCUUGGAAAUACAAGUCAACAAUAUAUCAACAACUAUUCAUUAAUAAAGUUGAUUUGGUUUCUAGUGAGCCUUUUGUUGAAGCAUCGUCUAAAGGAUUUAAGAGGUUCCAAUCUGAUAAUUUACAAGAAACAUAUCCUAUUCCUAAAUAUUAUAAUAAUAUGCAAGAAAGUCAGAUUUAUCAACAUAUAUAUAAAAAAUUAUAUUAUAGUCAGCUUAUAGAGUAUUUCAAAAAAGCAUUAAACUAUUUGCUAGAAGAUAAUAAUCAAAAAGCAUUAGAUGAUAUUAUAUUGUCUUAUAUUUCAAAAAAAGAAGCAAAUCAGAAAACAGAUAUGCAACCGAAUCAAAAGGUUUUAAAAGAAAAUACGGGUUUAAACUGCGAGAUUAGAUUGUCUAAUGGUCAUAUAUAUAAUGUGGAUAAUAUAAAAGAUCUAAUAAAACAUCGAGGUAAAGGCAGGCCUCUAAACAAGCAAAUAAAAGAUUAUAAUGAAAAAAAUAAAGUAGAUAGCCAAAAACAAAGUAAUAAUGAUAUAAUCGAUAAUGAUAAUUCUGGUAGUUGUAAAUGUGGUUUAUAUUAUAAAACUGGUCAUUAUGCUCCAAAAUGUCUUACUAAAAAUAGUGAAUGUUAG